ACGGCGCUGUGCAUUUGACAGCAGCAGCAGCAGCGCGCUCGAGGAGAAGCGCGCGACCACAGGCUGCAGUAGGGCAGGCUAGGCGCAGACUACACAACACGGCAUAGCGCUUCAGUCCCGUGCAACCGGACGCCUCGUAGAUUCAUCACAGGAAUCGCUUUACUGUACACCUGAGCUGUGGACGUCUGGUUGAAACGGGAGGAUCCGCUAACUAAAACACUCCUAAACAGUCUUACCGGCAAGCUGCAGAUACUGCCUUAUGUUUGAAUGCUCACACUGAGGGUUGAUCGCAAGGCCUGGUUGCUUUGAAGGAUUUACAUGUAACACACCCUGAUAUGGACAGGAACAGGAAGUGCAUCUGUGAAGGAGCGAUGAUGAUGAUGAUGAUGCUGCUGCUGGGUCACAUGACCACUGCAUUAGAAGUGCCUCUUGACCCUAAAGUUCUGGAGGGAUUACCGCAGCCUCCCACAAUAACUCAUCAGUCCCCCAAGGAUUACAUCAUCGACCCUCGGGAAAACAUCAUUAUCCACUGUGAGGCCAAAGGAAAGCCUCAACCCAGCUUUUUAUGGACGCGUAACGGCACUCACUUCGAUGUGGAGAAAGAUUCGAAAGUGACCAUGAAGCCCAACUCGGGCACUUUGGUGAUCGAGAUCAACGGAGAGAAGGUGGAAGCGUACGAGGGCGUUUACCAGUGCAUCGCCCGCAACGUGCACGGCUCGGCUGUGUCCAAUAACAUCGUCAUCCGGCAAUCAAGGUCCCCCUUGUGGUCGAAAGAGAAAAAUGAGCCAAUCACAGUGCAGAAGGGCAUGUCUCUAGUACUGCAAUGCAGACCACCGGCUGGACUGCCUCCUCCGAUCAUCUUCUGGAUGGAUAACAAUUUCCAGAGGCUUCCCCAAAAUAGCCGCGUGUCGCAGGCUUUAAAUGGAGACCUGUACUUUUCAAACGUGAUCAUGGAUGACACCAGAAGUGACUACAUCUGCUACGCCCGCUUCCCUCACACCCAGACCAUACAACAGAAACAGCCAAUCACAGUCCAUGUGCUGGACAUUGAAGCUAUGAAUGACACUGUGUUGGCAGCUUUUUUGAAUGGCUCAGAUUUUUGGGGUGACAGUCCAUCUGGAGAGAGAGCACCCACUUUUAUGCACCCACCGGGAACACGCAGUACCACCAUAGUCUUGAAAGGAGACACACUGGAGCUGGAAUGCAUCGCGGAUGCCCUCCCAACCCCAGAUAUCUCUUGGAGUAAAGUGAACGGAGAGCUGCCCAGAGGCCGCAUUUCAUUGCACAGUUUCCAGAAAACCUUGAAGAUAACGGAGAUGACAGAAGCAGACGCUGGAGAUUACCGGUGUUUCGCGAAGAACCGCUUGGGGAGCAACCAACACAUCAUCACUGUCAUUGUCAAAGCGGCACCCUUUUGGAUCAGCGCCCCUCAGAACCUCAUCAUGGCUCCUAAAGAAACGGGCAUGCUCACGUGCCGGGCCAACGGCAACCCUAAACCCAAGGUCACCUGGUUUGUCAACGGUGUGGCCAUCGAGAAUUCACCCGUGGAUCCCAGUCGGAAAAUCGAAGGUGAUGUCAUCAUCCUUAGCGAUGUGCAGACUGGCUCCAGUGCAGUUUACCAGUGUAACGCCUCCAAUGAGUACGGAUACCUGCUGGCCAAUGCAUUCGUCAAUGUCCUGACUGAACCUCCAAGGAUCCUGACUCCUACAAACCAUGUGUAUGCAGUCAUUACAAACAGCAGGGCUCUGCUGGACUGUGCUGCAUUUGGAUCACCUCUUCCGAAGAUCACGUGGUUUAAAGACGGUCAAAGCAUACUGGAUGGCGACUUGUACAUCAUACAUAAGAAUGGCACAUUGGAGAUCAACGUGGCUCAGCAACUAAACAGUGGCAAAUACACCUGCAUAGCCACUAACAAUCUCGGCAACAAAGAGAAUUAUGUGCAUUUGGAAGUGAAAGAACCAACACGGAUCCUAAAGCUGCCAGAAUACAACGUGGUCCAAAGGAACGGCAUCGCUGUGUUUGAGUGUAAGGUAAAACACGACCCUACGCUCAUCACUUCCAUGAUAUGGCUCAAAGACGACGGAGAGCUACCGGAUGAUCCACGAUUCAAGCUAGGCUCUGAUAGUUUGACUAUACAAGAAGUGACGGAAGACGACGAGGGCACAUACACCUGUAUCAGAAACACCACCCUGGACCAAGAUUCGGCAAGCGCCACGCUCACUGUAGUUGAAGCCACACCAACGCCACCUGUAAUACUGGAGCAACCAGACCCUCCUACAGACUUGGAGCUGACGGACCAACGAGAGCGUAGCGUACGGCUGACAUGGACCCCUGGAAAUGAUCAUAACAGCCUCAUUAAAUUGUUCCUCAUUCAAUAUGAAGAUUCGCUUCAUGAGCCAGGAGUUUGGGUCAACAUGACUGAGGUCCCUGGAACCAGCACCACGGCCCCUCUCGACCUGUCUCCACAUGUCUAUUACUCAUUCAGAGUUCUGGCACUGAAUGACGUGGGUCUAAGUGAACCCAGCAACCCAUCCGGACAGUACCGAACCAAUCCCGCCCAGCCUGACAUGAAUCCAUCCGAUGUUGAGGUUUUUGGCACGUCAAAGGAUAGUAUGACUGUAACUUGGAAGGAACUGACAGGAUUGGAGUCGAACGGUCCGGGUCUACAGUACAAGGUCAGCUGGAGAAAAAAAGAUGUGGAGCAGCGCUGGACGUCACUCACUCUGGCCAACGUCUCGCAGUAUGUGGUGACAGGAACGCCCACUUUCGAACCCUAUGAGGUCACGGUACAGGCGAUCAAUGACUAUGGACCAGGGCCAAGACCCGAGGUAGUGCUGGGAUACUCAGGAGAGGACUCACCUACUGUGGCACCAGAGAACGUGCGAGUUUCGGUUCAUAACGGAACACUGGCUGAAGUCCGUUGGGAUGCUGUUCCUCUUUCAACAGUCCGUGGGCGACUAAAGGGAUACAAGGUGAGCUACUCGAAGCUGAGAAGUCUCCAUAGGCAAGACAAAGAGCCUGAGAAGCCACAGGUGAUCAUCUUCAGUGGAAAUGAGACAGUGGGUCGUCUGUCCGACCUCCAUCCCUACAGCGAGUACACUCUUAACAUUAAAGUCUUCAAUGGUUACGGAGACGGACCCACCAGCUCCGAUCAGCAAUUUGAAACUCCAGAAGGAGUGCCCGGACCUCCUACCGAAUUAAAAAUCAGAAAUGUGGACCUGGACUCAUUGAUAGUGGAGUGGGCACCGCCUCUGAAAGACAACGGUCAUCUCACUGGAUACCUGCUCAGAUAUCAGCCUAUCAAUGCAACAGAUGAACUUGGGCCGCUAAAAGAGCUUCCUCUGCCAGCAAAUGAGACCAGCGCAACUCUCGACAACCUCAAGUACAGCACACGCUACAAGAUCUACUUGAAUGCCAUGACAGUCAAGGGCUCGGGACCCACCGUUAUUGAAGAGGCUGUUACUGUUAUGGAUGAAGCAUUAAUUCCACAUCCCGCAGUAGAGGCGGGUAAAGGCUCAACCCCCCUUCCACCUCAACCAACACCCCCUGUCACUCAAUCUUUGCAGUCUCCGUUCCACAAGGCGCCCCCUUCAGGUCGGAUGUUUGGGUUCGUGAACUCCUCGGUGGAGGAGGACCAUGCCGUGAUAAGCUGGGAAUACUUGGGGCCAGAUAGGAAUGUUUAUGUGGAAUAUGUUGUUGAUAACAGUAAAGAACCUUGGAAAACCGAAUUUGUUAAUGGCACUCGGACGUAUCAGAUUAAAGGUCUAAAGCCCGGGAUUUCCUAUAGGGUUCGUGUGGUAGCCAAAGACCAUUCGGACUCAACGGUCCACAGUACAGAAGAGAUGUUGAUUACAGUUCCAGCAACGAGCAGCAAGCAGGUUGAUAUAGCGACACAGGGCUGGUUCAUUGGACUCAUGUGUGCCAUCGCUUUACUGAUCCUGGUGCUACUCAUCGUUUGCUUCAUUAAGAGGAACAAAGGAGGAAAAUACCCAGUAAAAGAGAAAGAAGACGCACACCAAGACCCAGAGAUCCAACCAAUGAAAGAGGAUGAUGGGACAUUUGGUGAAUACAGUGACACGGAGGACCACAAGCCCCUGAAGGGCAGCCGGACCCCGUCCAACGGCACGGUGAAGAAGGACGACAGCGACGACAGCCUGGUGGAUUACGGCGAGGGCGGCGACGGCCAGUUCAACGAGGACGGCUCCUUCAUCGGCCAGUACAGCGGCAAGAAGGAAAAAGACACGGCGGAGGGCAACGAGAGCUCGGAGGCUCCCUCGCCGGUCAACGCCAUGAACUCUUUUGUGUAACUGCCUGAAAACGACCUAUAACCUUUGACCCUUUCAACAACACGCCCUCAUCGUCACACCAUCGUAUGGAGAACAGGCUAUCUCUGCUGCACUGUGACCCCACGACAUCACAGCGAAAGAAUCCCAAACGACACUCCUCAUAAGAAUGUGAAAACGUUAAAGUAGCAGUGAGGGAUGUAGGAGACGAAUGCAGUAUACGGUAUAUAUGCAAGAGGACUUCUGUACCACAGGACCUUGAUUGGUCAAAAUGAAGGUCACGUGACAUUUAGAUGAAAUUGCUUGUAUAAUUUCGGCAAGUAUGCACUAGAAAGUUUCGUACACUUAAGCUACACUUAAAAAUAGAGAAAUAUUUUUGCAUUUAAUAAAAUAUCACGCAUUUCACAAAUAAUUUUUAAAGUCCCCAUGAACAGACUUCUGUGUUGUAACGUAUUUACCGAUAUUAACCGAGUGAAAUGGAUUACCACACAAUGAAAAUAGUGGGCGUGGCUUCAUACUGUGAAUUGAUUGGAUAAAGAAAAGUAGGCGUUUCAUUCAAAAAUGACAGAUUUGUCACUCCCAAUUCUGCUUCCUCUAGUUACAACAAACAAACGAAUAAACGUCCUCUCACUAAAUGACGAAAGACGGAUGACGUGAACUCCGCAGCUUCACUCUCAUUGGUAGUCGCUCCCGAAAGUUGUUUGUCAUUUGCAUAAAGUUGAACUGUUUUCAACUUUGUCGCAUAGCUGGACACACCCACUUUUUGUGCCAACAAUCAUGGGAAGUCGCCAAGCUUUCACUCCGCCAUUGCGGUAUGCACGCAGCAGUUGCAGGGGGCAGGGUUAACAAAUGCUCCGCCCACUCCGUCAUCAGUUUAUCAGUUUAAUGACCUGCACGGAUAAAUUGUUGAUAAUGAGCACUGCAGUUUUUCAUAAAAAAUAAGAAUGGUCAUUUCUGAUUUCAUGGGGACUUUAAGGCCUAGUCCACACGGAUAUUUUUAUAACCGUGACUUUUUCACGCGGUUCGGCCGUUCGUCCAAACGAAAACGCAGUAUCAGGGCACUGAAACCGAACAUUUUUGAAAACCCUGUCAGGGUGACGAUUUUAAGAAAUGCCAGUUGCAGUGUUGUUAUGUAGACAGUACAACCGGGGGUUUUGCCUUGUGACGUCACUUUUGUUAGGCUUCUGAUUGGCCACGAUUUGAGUUGUAUUGCCACCUGCUGGUGUAGCAUGCUCUUGACAGUGCUUGAUAGCGUGUUUUUGCUUUUUUAAGGAUGGAGAUUUCUUUUAAACCGAGCAUUUGUGGACGGGAUUUUUUUGGAGGAAAAACUCUGUUUAUAAAAAUACCCGGGUCCGUGUGGACUAGGCCUUAGUUAGUAUUUGGACGAUGGUUGCCAAAUGUAACACUUCUACACUGAAAAAAAUGAUUCAUUCAAUUUACUCAAUUUUUUAAGGUAAGCUACAUUUAAACAAAAAAAUUGUAAAAUUAAAUUAAAUUAAAAACUUUUGUUUAAAUGUAGCUUAAAUAAAUUGAUUGCAACCACUUACCUUAAAAAACUGAGUAAAUUGAAUGAAUAUUUCUUUUUCAGUGUAAGUGUAUGCAAUCAAUUUAUUUAAUCUACAUUUAAACAAAAAAAAAAAUAAAAAUAAAUAAAAAAACUUUUAUUUAAAUGUAGAUUCAAUAAAUUGAUUGCAACACUUACUUUAAAAAAAUAGUAAAUUGAAUGAAUAAUUUUUUUCACAUUUACUAUAGACGGUUUCAGCAGUAACAACAUAAACAAGCGGCUGUCGUGGUCCGCACGUAACUUCCGGUAAACUCUGCUAAUAAUAAAUAACAACAAAGCUCUUUAAACGUAGUUUAUUUAUAUAACAAAAAAACUGAAAAAUGAUUCAUUCAAUUAACUCAAUUUUUAAGGUAAGUGGUUGCAAUCAAUUUAUUUAAGCUACAUUUAAACAAAAGUUUUUUAUUUUAUUUAACUUUACAAAUCUUUUUUGUUUAAAUGUAGCUAAAAUAAAUUGAUUGCAACCACUUACCUUAAAAAAAUUUAAUAAAUUGAAUGAAUCAUUUUUUUCAGUGAACACACAGAUGGUUAGGAAACCAAAACUUUUGUUAUUUUUCGAUGGGGCAUUUGUUCAAGAGAUCUAGUUUAGCAACUAGUCAGACAAUUAAAAAAACUAAUCCGGAAGUAGCGUCCGGAUCCAGACGUGUAUUGCAUCAGCGCACGUUCGUCCGAUGAAACCGUCACUGAAAAAAUGAUUUAUUCAAUUUACACAUUUUUUUAAGGUAAGUGGUUGCAAUCAAUU
This is a messenger RNA of Misgurnus anguillicaudatus (oriental weatherfish), 6586 nucleotides long. It is a transcript of the gene nrcama, whose product is annotated as neuronal cell adhesion molecule a. Gene Ontology annotation, cellular component: axon; plasma membrane. The record is from RefSeq and is a predicted model, not a curated record. NCBI's taxonomy places the organism in Eukaryota, Metazoa, Chordata, Actinopteri, Cypriniformes, Cobitidae. Gene Ontology annotation, molecular function: cell-cell adhesion mediator activity. Gene Ontology annotation, biological process: brain development; cell-cell adhesion; axon guidance.